AGUUUUCAGAGCGGUACAAGUGGCAACACACUACCAAGCAGCAAGCUCAAGAUUCCAUAAUUACCCAUUCUUCCCUUGAGGAAUACUUAGCUAAUAAUUAUCCUUUAUGCAAAUAGAGCAAAGCCUGACUGAAGACGUUCAUUCAUUCCAACGUGCAAAAACAGAGCCGAACCAUUCAGUUUUCUUCACACUGCAGGAACACAUACAUGAAGUAAACACCGAGAUAAUGGAAACAGGACUUGAGGCUACCAGGAUAGAAAAGCAUGCCUCUCCCUGCUUUCUCAUGGAAAGAAAGACUCAUGCCAAGAUUAACAGGAAAGAAGUCAUGCUAGCUAAGCUGAGGAAGAGCUGCUCCUGCACCCCAAAGAAGAUGAAGAACUUUGUCAUGAACUUCCUUCCUGUUUUACGAUGGCUUCCCAAGUACCAGUGCAAAGACUAUAUCUGGGGGGAUGUUAUGUCCGGGUUAGUGAUUGGGAUCAUUUUGGUGCCCCAAGCAAUUGCAUACUCACUGCUGGCAGGUCUGAAGCCCAUUUAUAGUCUUUACACAUCAUUCUUUGCCAACAUCAUCUAUUUCUUAAUGGGCACAUCCCGUCACGUCUCAGUUGGCAUUUUCAGCUUGAUAAGCUUAAUGGUAGGACAAGUUGUGGAUCGAGAACUUCUCUUGGCUGGGUUUGACUUAAAUGAUGAUGUCCCACCAGCCCCGAGUGGUGGCUCUGAGCAGAAUGACACUCAGUCCAGCACAACUGCCUUCAACCUUACAAUUGCAGGGAUGAAUGCUGAGUGUGGGAAAGAAUGCUAUGCUAUUGGCAUUGCUACAGCUUUGACAUUUGUGGCUGGAGUGUAUCAGGUUCUAAUGGGAAUCUUUCGUCUGGGUUUCAUAUCUAUGUACCUAUCUGAGUCUGUACUAGAUGGCUUUGCAACUGGUGCUUCCUUAACCAUUUUAACAGCUCAAGUGAAGUAUCUGAUUGGAAUAAAAAUCCCACGUAGCCAAGGGCAUGGGAUGCUUGUUAUUACCUGGAUUAACAUUUUCCGGAACAUUUCUCAGGCUAAUCUUUGUGAUGUCAUCACAAGUGCCAUUUGUAUCGUGGUGCUGGUCACUGCUAAGGAACUGGGAGAUCGGUAUAAGCAUAAGCUGAAAUUUCCUCUGCCCACAGAGCUGGUAGUUAUCGUUGUGGCAACACUAGUGUCACACUACGCAAAGUUAAAUGAAGUAUAUGCAUCCAGUGUUUCUGGAGCUAUUCCAACAGGAUUUAUUCCCCCCAAGGUACCACAUUUCAGCUUAAUGCUCCGAGUUGCUAUAGAUGCUUUGCCUCUCGCCAUAGUCAGCUUUGUCUUCACUGUAUCCCUUUCUGAAAUGUGUGCAAAGAAAUACGCUUACACCAUCCGAGCCAAUCAGGAAAUGUUUGCUGUGGGCUUCUGCAACAUCAUUCCUUCUUUCUUUCACUGUUUUGCAACCAGUGCAGCUCUGGCAAAAACACUCGUCAAAACAUCUACAGGCUGCCAGACUCAGGUCUCUGGAGUAAUUAGUGCAAUGGUGGUUUUACUGGUGCUGCUUUUCUUGGCACCUCUUUUCUACUCCCUGCAGAAGUGUGUUUUGGCUUGUAUCAUCAUUGUCAGCCUCCGAGGAGCCCUGAGGAAGUUCCGAGAUGUGCCAGCACGGUAUCAUGUGAAUAAGGUGGACACGCUUGUUUGGGUUGUUACCAUGUCUGCCUCUGCCUUGAUCAGCACAGAAAUAGGGCUGUUGGUUGGCAUUGUUUUCUCCAUGCUAUGCAUCAUUGUUCGGACACAGCGGCCACGGACAACCCUGCUUGGUCAGAUCCAAGACACCGACUUUUACGAGGAUGACUUAGAAUAUGAAAAUCUCUCUUCUGUUCCAAAGGUCAAAAUAUUCCGUUUUGAGGCCCCACUUUACUAUGCAAAUAGAAACUACUUCCUGAAGUCUCUGUACAGACUGACUAACUUUGAUCCUAACCUAGAAGCUGCUAGAAGGAAGAAAUAUGAGAAAAAGGAAAAGCAGCAUCUGAAAAAGGGAGAUCACACAACUGCUAAUGGAUUGGGCACCAGAGAAACCACUCUGCAACUAGUUCCUAAGCAAAUUGAUUUCCAAGCCUUAGUUUUAGAUUGCUCUUCCAUCUCAUUUUUGGACACCACUGGAGUUAAUACUCUAAAGGAAAUCCUGAAAGACUACAAGAACUUAAAUGUUUCUGUUCUCCUGGCUUGCUGCAAUCCCUCAGUGAUAGACUCUCUGAAAAGAGGAGGUUACUUUGGGAAAGAUUUUGGAAGUACGCAGGAAAUGCUGUUUUACAGUAUACAUAAUGCUGUGCAAUUUGCAAAAGACCAAAAGCUUCCAGCAGAUUGCUCAGUUUAAUCCUGUUCCUUCCUUGAUGAUUCACUACAAAAGUGACAGACGGAAGGGGCAGUUUGCAAUAAUUACAUUAUCAGACACACUGUUGACUGUGUACAGCAAUGGGCCUACAAGCCAUCCUCCCCUGAAGAGCUUGGCUGUUUGUGAGAUGCCACAUAUAACAGCCACUGGGGAUACACUUCAGGACCAGGAUGGAACAGGUUGGAUUAUUACCUGCACCUUCACUUUAAAAUCCAGGUGAUGUGCAAUAGGGCAGAUUGUGAUUGACUUCUCUCUUGUGUCAUGAUCAUGUGUGACCACGUAUACAUCAUAAGACUGCUGCACUAGAAGGUCUGCCCAGUGUCAGCUGACUCUCCCAGUGGUUUAAUGGCUGGUUUCCGUUAAGAGGGCUAAGCCAUGAAAAUGCAAUCAAUCUAGCAUCUUGGGGACACAUUGGUUUAAAUUCUGGCUUGCAGUUUCCUGCCCCUUCCAUCAUUCUAGUUGCUCCUAAACAACUCCCACUAUUUGUAUACAAAUAAUUGUAUAAAAUAUUGUACAAUUUAGUAUGUCUCUCCACCUCAAUUACACAGCCUUAAUAACACGAACUGCCCAUGAUCCAUCACAGGUUCCUCUCAAAACUAUCACUUCCAAAAAUUACUGCUGGAGGCACCUGUGUUAUUGGCUUCAAUCUGUGGUAAUUAGUUACUGAAGGCUGUGAUACCCUUAAUGAUGCUGCAAGAAAUAUGACUCUGACACGCAAUUUUGUAACUAGUAAAAGGAUAAACAGAAUUAAGAAAAAUGAAUGGCUUUAACAGGCAGUCACACAGUUACCCAAGUAGUUGUACCAUCCUGUAAAAAUAAAAGUUGCUUCUGGUGCGCAGAUGCAAUUCAAAUUCAGGGAUACAUAGGGAUGAUCAAUCAUGAAACCUCAUAACUGUGAUGCAGCACAACAUGUUGUUCCGACAACUGCCUGCCUGGGUGCAAAGAGAAACAGGAGAAAAGAGGGUAGGGUGGGAAGGUAAAUCUGUGAUCUGCCUAGAAGGGGAGUGAUCAGUCAGUCUGAACUGGCUGGCUGGUCUCUGAUGCAACACUAAUGAAGCUUUACAGUAGCACACCUGGGCCAAGUAAAGGGAGCAAUGCUUUUUAAGUUGUGCAUCCCCAUAUGCUGGAAAAACUCCACCACUGUUUGUACAUACUACAGAUGUUUGGUGUUGGUUUGUUGUUUGUUAUUUUUUUCCUGUCAUGUUAUUCUUUGAUUUGAGGUCUACUAAACCAUGUUUUCCAAGGCUGGGUUGCUUUCUAUAAUAAUUUGCAUUAACUGCUGUUCAUUCUGCUUUGUGUCAAAUGAUACCCCCAGAGUCAGUUGUGUUAUUAUAUACAUGUUCUCUCUUUACAAAUAUGUAUAGAUUUAGAUUUUCAUUGUAACAGAGUUAGUACUCUGGCCUACGGGCAGAAUAUCCUCUCUCAUACUCAAGUUUAUCAUUACC
Messenger RNA from Falco peregrinus (peregrine falcon), 3831 nucleotides. RefSeq names its product solute carrier family 26 member 1 (gene SLC26A1). Gene Ontology annotation, molecular function: chloride transmembrane transporter activity; secondary active sulfate transmembrane transporter activity; bicarbonate transmembrane transporter activity. Lineage: Eukaryota; Metazoa; Chordata; Aves; Falconiformes; Falconidae. The transcript has 4 exons. Gene Ontology annotation, cellular component: membrane. Gene Ontology annotation, biological process: transmembrane transport. The coding region runs from base 107 to 2368 and encodes 753 amino acids. The record is from RefSeq and is a predicted model, not a curated record.